UGACUUCGUAUAUUUUUCACAAUGUGGUUUAUUUUGAUAUGAUAAUCUAGUGAAAAAUGUAAACAAUGAAGGUGUACCCUGGCGUUUAUCAAAGGAAUGUGUUAAAAAAUGAGAAGGAGAAACAUGACGGCGGCAUUUCCCUCUUUGCAACGAGCUUACGUCAUCAGACUACGGAAUUUUUCAACAAUUCUUCUCUCCAUGGCGUCCGGUAUAUUGCUGAGAAGGAUCGACCAUUUUGUGAAAAAUUUAUGUGGUUUAGUUUCUGCGCGGUAGGAGCGGUGACCACUUGCAUCAUCAUUGUCAGCUUAUGGGAGAAAUUCCAGACUAACCCGACGAUUACAGGUUUGGACACGGAUUUUCACAACUGGGAAGUGCCUUUUCCGGCUGUCACAAUAUGCGAUCUUAAUCCGGUCGAUGAAGAAUUAUUGCAACAAUAUAUUAACACAACAUGGGGAGACACGCCACCAUCGCACGCGGCAGACAUGCUCCGCUGGCUCGCGACCCUCAGUUACCGCACGAUAGUGGAGCGCGCUAAAGAGUUCGUGAUCGACCCGGAGCUGGUCGGCCGAGGCUCUGAGGUGAUGUCCCCACCAGCCGCGGACCCUAAGAAGGCUGUGUAUAGCAUUGUUCGUCACCCCGAUUCAUUGUUCUACGAGUGUGAAUGGAAGGGCGAUUCUGAGGAGUGCUACGAUCUGCUGGCGCCGGUCUUCACCGAGAUGGGGUUCUGUUACGCCUUCAACUCGCGGCACGCCGAGACUUGGUGGCCAUGGCAAUCUCAAACUGAGUCGGAAUCUUUCGUAGAGGCGUUUAUCCACGAGACGGAUGCUAAGUGGUCCUUCCUCUUCAACUCGUACCGGAAUGAUACCAUCAUUGACAUUUACAUCCACGCAACCGAAGAAAUGGCGGGCCUAGAGCAAAGCGCCCAGCAUUCCUGGGACCGUCGCGUAGAAAAGGUUUCUUUCUCCGUGAAACACACGUAUACGACGGAGGACGCGCGACAGCUGUCGAUACGGCAGAGGCGCUGCGUGUUCGCCGACGAGCAGGCCCUGGAGACUUCGGAUAUAUACACGUACUCGGCCUGUAUGCGGCAGUGCCGCAUGCAGCGGAGUAGAGCCGCGUGCAGAUGUGUGCCGCAUUUUUACCCUACAAUACCGGGCUACCGGCACUGCACAGUAUUAGAACUAGAGUGCAUCGCUAACCACAUGGACUCCAUCACAGACGUAUCCUGGUGUUCCUGCGAGCUGGGCUGCUCGCACACGGUGUACGAAGUGGAGAAACUUACCGAAGUCGAUACGAGUAAAGGGCCGAUGUCAACGACGUCACUGGAAACGGAGUUCGUAUCUUGGCCCAUGGUGCGGUACAAACGUGAGGUGUUGUUCGGCUGGGUCGACUUGUUGGUAUCAUUCGGCGGCAUCGCCGGCCUCUUCCUUGGCUUCUCACUACUAUCCGGAGUAGAACUGAUCUACUUCUUCACACUACGAGCUUGGUGCGCGGCCGUGCGAGACAGGGACACACUGAAACGCGAGCGGUCCGAGCGCCUCGCUCGCCCGAAGCCUCCUUACGAUCUCAGCUUAGUGCCAUGGUGGAAGCAACCGCCAGGCCCUCGCAGCGCGCGUCCUCUCCUUGUAAAAAGUAAAGAUCAGCCACCCCAAUAUUCUCCACCACCUGGUUACACCACUUUCUUACCUUAG
Cydia amplana is the source of this 1691-nucleotide messenger RNA. RefSeq names its product sodium channel protein Nach (gene ppk23). Gene Ontology annotation, molecular function: ligand-gated sodium channel activity. Gene Ontology annotation, biological process: sodium ion transmembrane transport. Gene Ontology annotation, cellular component: plasma membrane. The transcript is spliced from 11 exons. The coding region runs from base 66 to 1691 and encodes 541 amino acids. NCBI's taxonomy places the organism in Eukaryota, Metazoa, Arthropoda, Insecta, Lepidoptera, Tortricidae. The record is from RefSeq and is a predicted model, not a curated record.